Molecule: messenger RNA, 1389 nt
Organism: Symbiodinium necroappetens
Lineage: Eukaryota; Dinophyceae; Suessiales; Symbiodiniaceae
Source: the annotation of a GenBank genome assembly
AUGGCAGAAGAGCACGAUGCCACUGCCAGCGUCGAUAGUGGUUCCACCCAUGAAACAGGCCAAUCUGCAGCUACUCCGUCGGCAUUCAUUGUUGAAUGCAGACGAUAUACUGACCUCGAGCUCGCACGAUCGGCCUACGACAACUUCUUGUUAUCGUUUCUCAAAAGCCACACAGGCCGGAUCUACAUGAAACCUUGGUGGCUGCUGGUGCUCAAUUUCCUUGCCCAGUAUGUCGUCGUGUAUCUGUUGUGGCAGAAGAUUAACGGAUCUGAGCGGGAUGCAGACGUGGUCCUGCUCGACCGCUUUGGCGGCGAAGGGACGAGCUUGUGCUUCGAGGUGACGGCUGGCGUUGGGCCCUUCAAUCCUGGACGAUCCGGCUUGAGUUGUUCCUCCGAUGAGGUCGUGCUGCUGACGAAUUUCAGCAUGCUGGACUUGGACGGGGAUGGACAUUGGACUUAUGACGAGGCUGAGCGACUGGAUGCCCAGUAUGCAAGCGCGACCAGACGUCAUGUCGAUAUGUCUUCGGUGUAUGAAAGGGUCUUCACAGCCUUCCAAGCUAAUGCUGACGGCCUGGUUCUACCGUGUGAAAUCAACGAUACACUUCAAGCAUUUUGGAGAAAAGACGGCUUCUGGUAUGAUGCAACGCUUGAAGCAGUGGAUAGUGGCGACUAUGCCCUGGUUUGGUACUUCGGUGACAACGAUACAUCUUACGUGAAGAAGAGCGAGCUGCGUAAGACCGUGGGCGACUCGUUUUUCAAGUGCAGUUUGCCGAAGUGCAUUGACACGGAUGCAGGGGCCGUCGACACAGACGGGUCCACUUGCGUAGAUUAUGAAACGUUCUUUGGUGAAUGUGGCGAGCGCCGCUACGACGAUGAAGACUUCCAUCUAGACAAGCUUUGCUGUCUGUGUGGGGGCGGCACCACGAGUCUGACGCUGGCUGGAAUUGGCCAUUUGCCUGUCAACGUGUCCACGGAGCAGAUGACGAAGCCUCCGCAGCCAGGGCGGCCAGCGUCGGGAUAUAGGAGCUGUGUCCAAGAAGCGGAAACCAUCGAAAGUCAGGCAGCCUGCGUUCGGGAACUCACUUUCUUCCCCAAGGCUCUAUAUGAGCGAGAGCUCGCACCAUUUGUUGCCUUUUGCCUCUUGCCGGACCCGGAUCUUUGUGGCGGUGUGGAAGGCGAUAAGUUCCCGAUCUAUUGGAACAACUCGACCCCUUUCUCCAAGCCUGUGCUUUUCCAAGAAUUGGGCAUCGAUCGGUUGGGCGACAUCAACACUCGGGAGACCACACACGUGGAAUUGUCUGCAACGUUUGUUGUUGUUCUUGCUAGUUGCUGCCAAAACAUGAAGCGGAGCAGGAGAAGAGUAGCGGUGGUAGUAGUAGCAGUGACGUAG